AUGCCACCAGUGCGAACCACACCGCCCCAAAAGUCCCUGAAGACUCAACGAACUCAACGAUCUCAAGAGGAGAAUGUGGAAAGAGCAUAUAUCGCGGCGUCGAGAAGGAAUGAUCGAACUCUGGAGGCUCGAGUGGAAUCGGCAAGGAGGGCGUCAGAAGUUCACAAACGUAGAACGGGUCGGGCACUCCGUAUCACCCCCGAAGAUGUCUUGAACGACGAGAUGUAUGAAGAAGAGGGGGACGACUUGCCAACACAAUAUCGACGCCUCACCGCCCAUCUGCAGACCGGGUCCGCCGAUUUCAACCGCCGCUUCGCAGCUUACUUGACACACCAAGUGGCGGUCCGGAGUGCAAUAGCCCAAAUGGCCCAAGGUCCUCAAGGCCAGUGUCUCAACGGCGGCUACAAUAUGUUCUCUUCUCCCAUGCAGCCUCAGCAUGGAAUGGCUUUGUCACCGGGAGCGUACCAGCGACUUGCCCCGUACCCUUCGCCUCACCAAGCCAACUUGCCUCAGAACAACGGAAGAGAGACAGACUCUCUCGCAUCAGCAUUCAAGGAUCAAGAGUCAACAUCGCCCUCAACACCUUCCCCCCCAGGCUCGAUGGAACAUGGACAGUUCUCGACUCCGGCCUCAACGCGGCUUACCGACAAUGUAUCUAGACAGCAUGUCAAGAUCGAGAAAUUGCAAGCAGAUCUGGACUCUCUGCCACAGACUCAAUGCGCUACAAUGCCUCAGAGCAUAUCAACUCCAUUCGCUCCUUUAUGGCAGGACAUGGGGCCCUUUGCCACAUCCCUGCCUCCAAACUCGCAGCAGAUGCUUGCGGACGCACCUGGCUUUGAUUUCAAUGACCCUUUUUAUGCCAUGCUCAUGCAUGGUUCGGACCAGCUCCUCAGCAACCCAUAUUACCCUUGGAGAAACAUGCAUGCUUCCAUCAAAGGCAUGUCCGCCUACCCCUCGGCGUACCAGGGAAUGUACGAAACGCUGGCGCCUGCUGCACUUGGAAGUCCCGCUGAGGACUUAUCGAAGAGCACUGGUGCUAACAUCUCCACACUUACUGCGGCACAUGAACCUGCUUCUGCAGAACCUGCUGACCCAAAACUUCUCCGAAGCGCAGGUGCAGACUUUAUUAAGCAAGAAAGCAGAGAGCCCAGCUUUGUCGCUGCUGGUGAAAGCCUGGAUUCUGGUCAGGCUACCCCUGCCAAAGAAGGAUUCUGGGAUUACUUUGUCAGGGACGGUAGCUGGGAGGGUGGUAAUGACGGAGCAUACGCCGUUCCCAGCGAAAAUAACCCGGAUAGUGCCGGUGUAGAGUCGAAGGUCGAGGUCCACGAUUGA
Molecule: messenger RNA, 1332 nt
Organism: Cladophialophora psammophila CBS 110553
Lineage: Eukaryota; Fungi; Ascomycota; Eurotiomycetes; Chaetothyriales; Herpotrichiellaceae
Exons: 2
Coding region: 1-1332 (443 amino acids)
Source: RefSeq, a predicted model, not a curated record